Molecule: messenger RNA, 1742 nt
Organism: Rosa rugosa (rugosa rose)
Lineage: Eukaryota; Viridiplantae; Streptophyta; Magnoliopsida; Rosales; Rosaceae
Exons: 9
Coding region: 136-1560 (474 amino acids)
Biological process (GO): tRNA methylation
Source: RefSeq, a predicted model, not a curated record
AUUGCACCUUAUUUGUUCCAUGCCGCUCGCAGCGCAGCCUCCAUCCACAAAUACGACGCGCGGUUUAUUUUAGUCAAGGUUGAAGAAGGGCUGCAGGGAAGAAGACCCAAAGAGGGAAUAAGAAACAGCGCAGUAAUGGAAAACCGCUGCAAGUUUUGGCUCCCUAAAAAGAAGAGAUUUUGUGCCAAUGUUCCCCUCACUGAAUCAGUGUUCUGUGGCAACCACACACCCAGGUCCGACAGCCAGUGGAUUCCAUGCCCAAUAGACCCUUCUCAUUCUGUGCUUGAAGAAAAUCUUGAAGGACAUCUUAGGAGAUGCCCAUUGCUCAAACAAGUGGAGUCUCUGACUCACCAGCCCUUUUACCAAAAGGGUAUCAAUGCUGGCAAAGAAGAAGACCAACAAGAAAUAGAAACACUCAGUUGUACUAGAGUGGAGGAUUCGGCAUUGGCUGAUGACCCCAAGUCGGAGGCUUUCGGCUACAUUCUUUCGGAAAUGAAGAGGACUGUUUAUAGUAUGUCUGUGCCUGAUUUCUAUAUAUUAAUCGAAAAAAUUGAGUCUGUUCAUAAGUCCAUAUGCAAGGAUAUUCAGGAGUCGUAUAAGGUACCGGAAGCUUGCGGAAUGUGGAUCAAAAGAGAGGUAGACAGAAAAUUGCCAUUUCAAGAGAAACAUGUUAUGCAGCAGGUGUCGAUUCUUGGAAACAUGGAAGAUUUUGGGGUAAUAAAGAGUUCCAUAGCAAAGGAGAGGGCUAACUGUGAUGAUGGCGAUGGGUUCCCUGUGAGGGAUGACUGUGAUUAUAGCAAUGGUGUCCCUGCGGUGGUUGAGUUUGGAGCGGGGAGAGGAUACUUGACACAAAUGCUGGCAGAUUGUUACGGCAUUAAGAGGGUCUUUUUGGUUGAAAGGAAGUCAUACAAGCUGAAGGCUGAUCGAUCCUUGCGACAGAAAGAGAGCUUGAUACUGCAACGUUUGAGAAUUGACAUUGAGGAUUUAAACCUGAAUGCUGUUGAGUCAUUGCGGGGAGGUCCUUUCAUUUCUAUCGGUAAACAUCUUUGUGGGCCUGCAACAGAUUUGACUCUGAGAUGUUGCCUUGGGGAACAAUCCAAUCAAAGUAAUGGUGGAGGGUGUGUUAACCCGAACCUAAGAGGUCUAGCUAUUGCCACAUGUUGCCAUCAUCUUUGCCAGUGGAAGCACUACAUAAAUAAGAAGUAUCUAUUAGAGUUGGGGAUCACAAAAGAGGAAUUCCAUGUAAUUAUAUGGUUCACUAGUUGGGCAGUGGAUGCUGAUCAUGGCACAGAUCUUCCUGAUGUUACCGAUUGCGGAUUUCAUCUUGAAUCCAUCGGAAAGAAGCAACCCCACGGAGAUAAUGGAGUUGAAGACGUCGUGAGAAAUAUGAAAGCAGUUGAAAGGGCUGCGUUAGGGUUCAUGUGCAAGCAGAUUAUAGACAUGGGUAGGUUAGUGUGGAUGAAGGAACAUGGAUUAGAAGCGCAGUUUGUCAAAUACGUACCAUCUAGUGUCUCUCCUGAAAACCACCUACUAAUUGCUAGAAGCACCAAUCUUUCUUGAAACAGUUUUGUCUUCACUGGUUUUCUAGGAUGAGAUUAACGUACUUUUUCGGAGGGAAGUUCUAAAUUGAGAUUGGAAGCUUUACCAAAGCUAUUGUUGUACUGAUCUAGUGAACUCUGUAUUGAACUCACAUUUCAUUUUUCACAAUUCAAGUGUCGAUGCUUAAGAAUACCUUUGAUACU